Messenger RNA from Achroia grisella, 4817 nucleotides. RefSeq names its product chitin synthase chs-2-like. The record is from RefSeq and is a predicted model, not a curated record. Gene Ontology annotation, molecular function: chitin synthase activity. Lineage: Eukaryota; Metazoa; Arthropoda; Insecta; Lepidoptera; Pyralidae. The coding region runs from base 66 to 4679 and encodes 1537 amino acids. Gene Ontology annotation, cellular component: cell septum; cell periphery. The transcript has 24 exons.
ACGAAACAAGUGCAAUUUAAUUAUACGAACGACAUCGGCGACCUAAUUACCUAUAAAUUUAGAAGAUGAAUACCACUACAUCGGAUUUCAAAACAGUGCAGAAUGACAGUGAUGAUUCCGAUGAAGAAUACACACCGUUGUAUGAUGACACCGAUGAACCUGACCAACGCACUGCUCAAGAAACCAAAGGAUGGAAUCUGUUCCGAGAAAUUCCCGUAAAAAAAGAAAGUGGUUCGCAAGCUACUGCAGAAUGGGUCGAACUCAGUGUAAAGAUACUGAAGGUCCUCGCCUACAUAUUGGUGUUUAUUGCGGUACUCGGCUCAGCAAUGAUUGCGAAAGGAACAUUGUUAUUUGUCACGUCUCAAUUAAAAAAGGAUAGGAAUAUCAAUCAUUGUAAUAAAGUUUUAGUACCCGGCCAGCAGUUUCUUACCGUUCACACAUUAGAAGAGCGCAUAACAUGGCUGUGGGCUGCCCUCAUCGUAUUUGGUGCACCGGAGUUUGGAAUUUUUCUCAGAUCUAUUAGAGUGUGUUUUUUCAAAACUUCACGAAAGCCUACAAUUUUGGUAUUUUUUGUAGCUUUUAUUACAGAGACUUUGUAUACAAUAGGCAUAGCUAUUCUGGUGCUUUUCAUUUUGCCGGAAUUAGAUGUAGUUAAAGGAGCAAUGCUGAUGAACGCUAUGUGUAUAGUACCUGGUAUCCUUAACGCUGCGACAAGGGACCGAUCAGAUUCACGAUAUUCCAUGAAGUUGGCCUUGGACAUCUUCGCUGUGUCGGCGCAGGUCACUGCGUUCUUCGUGUGGCCCCUUCUAGACGGGACCUCUGUUCUCUGGUGGACACCUAUGGCUUGCAUAUUCAUAUCACUCGGCUGGUGGGAAAAUUUUAUAUCAACGCCUGAUAAAGAUACACCAGCCGUAUUUCGACAACUGUACAAAUUUUCAAAGGAACUUAAAAGUACGCGAUACUACACUCAGCGUAUUCUGUCACUGUGGAAAAUAAUAGUAUUUAUGGGGUGUAUCAUGCUAUCGCUGCAUGUACAAAAAGACGACCCCUUAUCAUUUUUCACUUCUUGUUCUGAUGCAUUUUCCGCACGUAAUUACACUGUUCAUGAGUACCACGUCAUUCAGGACAUAACUAGUGACCGGGACCUGGUAUAUGAUUUGACCGGAGGCACCUACGAUCUGCCCGCUUCACAUUACUCGUCGUUGUGGGUCGCUUUAAUCCAAGUUACCAUCGCUUACUUCUGCUUCGCCAGCGCUAAAUAUGCCUGCAAAAUUUUAAUACAGGCUUUCAGUUUUACAUUCGCCUUAAGUCUCGUAGGACCAGUUGCCAUUAAUAUUCUCAUAGUGUUAUGUGGUUUGAGAAAUUCAAAUCCUUGCGCAUUUCAUAACACUAUACCAGAUUAUUUGUUCUUCGAAAUUCCACCAGUGUACACACUAAAAGAUUAUGUAGGACGUGAAAUGACGUGGAUCUGGCUUCUCUGGUUAAUAUCUCAGGCGUGGAUAUGUGUCCAUGCGUGGCAACCUCGUUGUGAGCGUCUAGCUGCCACUGAUAAAUUGUUCUGGAAGCCUUGGUACAGUGGACCCUUAAUUGACCAAUCUCUACUUUUAAACAGAACUAAAGAAGAGGACACAGAAAUACAGUAUGAGAACCUUGAAAAUGAUUUGAAAGAAGACAUUGAUGAAACUGACAAUGACGGAAACAAAGAUUAUGUCAGACCAUCAGACAGCAUCACAAGAAUAUACAUAUGUGCAACAAUGUGGCACGAGACAAAAGAAGAAAUGAUGGAAUUCUUGAAGUCUAUAUUUAGACUGGACGAGGACCAAUGUUCUCAACGUGUCGCACGCAAGUACUGGGCCAUACAUAACAGCGAUUAUUAUGAAAUGGAAGCUCAUAUAUUCAUGGAUGACGCGUUCGAAUUAUCUAAUAACAAUGAAAGUGUUGUGAACUCUUUCGUAAAAUGUUUGGUGAAUACGAUCGAUGAAGCUGCCUCAGAGGUGCACACCACUAACGUGCGGCUGAGACCGCCAAAGAAGUUCCCUACGCCAUACGGCGGUCGACUAGUUUGGACGCUACCCGGAAAAAAUAAGCUGAUUUGUCAUUUGAAAGACAAAUCAAAAAUCAGGCACAGGAAGCGAUGGUCACAGGUGAUGUACAUGUACUACUUCUUGGGACAUCGUUUAAUGGAUCUUCCAAUAUCCGUGAAACGCAAAGAAGUAAUUUCGGAGCAUACAUACUUGCUUGCGCUAGACGGCGACAUUGACUUCCAGCCGUCCGCUGUUACAUUACUAAUCGAUCUGAUGAAGAAAGACAAAAAUCUAGGGGCAGCAUGUGGACGUAUCCAUCCAGUAGGGUCUGGUUUUAUGGCUUGGUAUCAAAAAUUCGAAUAUGCCAUUGGACAUUGGCUACAAAAAGCAACUGAACACAUGAUUGGUUGUGUACUGUGCAGUCCCGGGUGUUUCUCACUGUUUAGAGGUAAAGCCCUUAUGGAUGACAACGUGAUGAGAAAGUAUACUUUAACUUCGCACGAAGCUCGCCAUUAUGUGCAAUAUGACCAAGGUGAAGACCGUUGGUUGUGUACUCUGCUGCUGCAGCGUGGGUACCGCGUGGAAUAUUCGGCCGCAUCCGAUUCUUACACUCACUGUCCGGAGCGCUUCGAUGAGUUCUAUAACCAGCGCCGUCGCUGGGUGCCCUCCACAAUGGCCAAUAUACUGGAUCUUCUCGUAGACUCCAAGCAUACGGUGAAAGUCAACGACAAUAUUUCUACGCUAUACGUUCUCUAUCAGAUGUUGUUAAUGGUGGGCACAGUGCUGGGUCCGGGGACUAUCUUCCUUAUGAUGAUUGGAGCUAUGAACGCCAUCACAGGAAUGAGCAACAUAUAUGCACUCCUACUUAACCUAAUUCCAAUAGGCAUAUUUAUCUUCGUAUGUAUGACAUGCAAAUCAGAGACACAGAUAACCUUCGCAAACAUAAUAACAUGUGCAUACGCAAUGGUAAUGAUGAUGGUGAUUGUGGGUAUAGUAUUGCAAAUAAUAGAGGACGGUUGGCUUGCCCCGUCUAGUAUAUUCACCGUAGUUAUAUUUGGUUCUUUCUUCAUAACGGCUUUAAUGCACCCUCAAGAGAUGUCCUGUUUGCUUUAUUUGGGCAUAUACUACAUAACAAUCCCCAGUAUGUACAUGUUACUGAUUAUCUACUCAUUGUGUAAUUUAAACAACGUCUCCUGGGGCACUCGGGAAGUACCACAGAAGAAAUCUAUUAAAGAAUUAGAACAAGAAAAGAACGAAGUUGAAGCAGCAAAGAACACUAUGGACGCUAACAGUAUAUUAAAGUUCUUUGGAAAAUCUGAAGAAAAGGAUGGUUCAUUAGAGUGUGGCGUGUCUGGAUUGUUUAAGUGCAUGUGUUGUACUAAUCCUAAGGACCAUAAAGAGGACCUCCAUUUGUUGCAAAUACAUAACGCUUUGGAGAAGAUCGAAAAUAAAUUGAAGAAAUUGGAUGUUGUUGAAGUGACAGAACCAACUGUGAACAGUCGCCCGUCGUCCAUAGGUCUUCGCGGGGAGCGACUUUCCAUAGUGCCAGAGUAUGAACACAGUGAUAUCUCUGCUGAAAUACCUACAGAAGAAAGAGACGAUCUCGUAAACUUUAACUGGAUUGAGGACACAGAACUGCAGAAGGGUGAAGUGGAUUUCUUGUUAACAGCUGAGAUUGAAUUCUGGAAGGAUUUAAUAGACGCCUACUUGAGACCCAUCGAUGAAGACAAAGACGAACAGGAGCGUAUUAAAAAUGACCUGAAAAACUUGAGGGACACAACUGUAUUCGCGUUCCUUAUGUUAAACGCAUUGUUCGUAUUGACUAUCUUCUUGCUACAGCUUAACAAAGAUCAGUUGCACAUCAAGUGGCCCCUGGGACAGAGUGCGUUCAUUUCAUACGUUUCGGAUAUUAAUGUUGUAAUUGUUAAUCAAGAAUAUUUGAUGUUGGAACCAAUUGGAUCGUUGUUUUUAAUAUUCUUCGGAUCAGUGAUGUUGAUACAAUUCACAGCCAUGAUGUUGCAUCGUCUUGGUACUCUUGCACACUUACUGUCCACUGUUCAUCUCAAUUGGUUCUGCCUUAAAAAACCCGACGAAGUCACCCAUCACGCUAAAAUUGAAAAAGAUGCUGUAAAUAUGGUAAAGAGCUUGGCAAAGGCAGAUCUUACCGGUUUGGAAAGUGCUGGUGUAGACGAAGGAGACGUGUCGCGUAGGAGGACGAUCCUGCAAUUGGAAAAUAGUAGGGUUUCCAAGCAUGACGUUUUCAAUCUGGAUACUAAUUUCAAGAGAAGGAUCACAAUGUUGGAAAACGCAGAUCCCGCGUCACUACCCUCUCUGCCUUGGUUGGGCAGUGAUUUCACGGAACGCCGAGACACUUUACGCGCAUUAAAGGCAAGAAGGGAAUCAGUAGCGCUUGAAAGACGCCGCUCACAACUACUUCAGAUCGAUCCAAGAUCUUCCGCUUUCCGUUAUGGCAUUCCUGGAACUUCGGGUAUUCCCGGCCACGCAUCUGGAGUGUACGUGAACGAAAGUUACCAGCCUUCAGCACUACAGGACAGCGACGACGAAUCUGAUGUUUCCGUCCACGGAGGCACCACUUCUGACGGACCCGCCAACACACCCUCCAGGGCCAGUGUAGUUCGUUUCAAUCUUACAUAAUAAUAUAUGUAGAUAUUUAUACAUUAUUUUAUACACGAUAUAUAUUAGUUUUAUAUUGUUUAAUUAUAGUUACAUAAUCUUUAUUAUUACAUUAGCAUUGUAAUAAACAUUAAUUUAAAUUCAGCUUUAAAAUAUUUA